AACAAUUGUGCAAUAUCUAACCUUGCGCAAUAGUCAACAUCCUGAAUAAGUAUAUAUGAAUGUAUGUAUGUAUGUAUGGAGAAAUGUUAGUUGCACAUUACACAUUUGUGAAAAGAAACAGAGCAUUUUAGGUGCUGCUAAUCCGACGAACAUCUGAUCAAAUUGUUGUGGCUUAGGACGUUCUAUGAUACUUGACUUACUAGUAACCAAUUUCAACUCAAAAUAGUUGAAUGGUUGAAAAGUGACAGCGAAGUGAAAACGAAAAUAGAAUAAAGAACAUUUAUACAUAGUCAGGUUAUGGCUGGUACUGUGUCCAGUGCCCAUUGCGCCGUGCAGGUGGGAAGCUACAUGGCCCAGAGGCGUAGCGAGUGGCCGGAGAGGGGUAGACACAUCUUAGCACAGUUUGACGAGGAAACCAUCGUCGUGUACCAGGCCUUCCGGCCAGAUAUAGCGGAGUACGCCGUGACGCAUGGGAAGUUCGGAGGCCCAGAGUACAGUUUUACCCGGAUGACAUGGAUCAAAACCAACUUCAUGUGGAUGAUGUAUCGUUCUGGUUGGGGACAGAAACGGGACCAGGAGCGGACACUUGCCAUCCUCCUGAGCAGGAAGGGGUUUGAGGAGCUGUUGAAAGGGGCAAAAGGGGUUGGAAUUACAUUGGAAAAACAUCAACCAGAUGAUGUACGGAUACAGUGGGAUCCUGACCACUGUCCAAAAGGGGAAAAGCUCGAAAGAAGGGCCAUCCAGCUAGGUCUGAAAGGCACCGCUCUACAGAAGUUUCACCAGGAUUACAUACAGCGCAUUGCCGAUAUUAGCGAGUUCGUUGAUGAACAAAGACAAUUUGUUGAUAAUGGUGCACUUGACAAGCUAUUAAGUCCAAUUGAAAAGGUUUACGUACCUAGUGACAAAGAGAUAUGUCGACAUAUCUUAUUGGAGGGCUACGACACCAACGAAGGGAUUGCAGAUGCUACUGAGGCUGUUUACCCACUAAAGAACAUAACCGAUGAAAAUGCUGAGGCCUGUUGUUCAGGGAAGUUGCAAUCACUUAUUGACGGUAGGUUUGCUGGUUCCGAUACCAAGGAGAAUGUCAUUGUUUGUCUUGGAGGAGCGUUCAAUCCCGUCCAUACAAGACAUGUUGCAGUUUUAAAAGCAGCUAUUGGUUGGCUACACAAGAAUACUCAUUACCGCGUUGUUGCCGCGAGACUAGCGGUCGCACCGGACGGAUACGUGAAACAGAAAUGCAAGAAGACGAAAGCAUUGUGCAUCAAAGCACAACACAGACUCAGACUGUGUCAGCUCACGUGUGACGGGCAUGAUUUAAUACAAUCUUAUCACUCAACGGUCGGAUCUGCCCUGGAGUGCGGGCAAAAGGUCCGCAGGGAGGAGAACUGGGGGAACGUCAAGACCGCCGUGGUAGUUGGAGCAGAUAGGGCUGUGAGCAGAGGUGGUGGGAAGUGGACGAGAAAGAGCAAAUGCGUCACAGUCUGCGUUGGGAGGAAAGGUACCACCGAUGCAGUUAAACAGGCGUAUCUUGCGGAUCUUUCUUUGCACUCAGUUGAAGACAAGGACUUCUUUAUUGCAGAUACGGAGAUCGACGAUGUCAGCUCGACGGAAAUACGACGCAAACUACAAAGCGUUAAUUUGGGUAUCUCUGACGUUUACGCUAAAGGAAACUACCAGAGUUGUUCUAGUACGAGCUUCGACCAAGAGAGGACAGUACUUGAGACACAAGGACCGACUGAGGAGGAUACAACGACAGCCCAGCAGUGUAGUACAAUGAAGCCAGCUGUUAACAAGCAAACAUCAUCGGAUGUUGUUAUUGGAGAACUGGUUCAAAAAGGCUGGAUUGACAACAAGGCUGGUGCAUACCUUUUUGAGCAUCUGUCAGACUUGUACCACUAGCAGCGACAUGGUUUUAAGAGCAUUCACAUUUAACAUAGUUUGCGGUAAAUGUUCAGGUCAUUUUGGACGCUGUCUGAUAAAAUAUUUACAUAGGAGGUUAACGCAUGGCAAUGUGGUCAUCAAAUGAUCAAAUAUCGUGGUACCAAGAGAGAAUGUGUAUGCAUUAUAUUUUUAAUUAAUUUUUGCUAACCUGAUGUAAGAAAAUACAAUAAAAA
Molecule: messenger RNA, 2114 nt
Organism: Dreissena polymorpha
Lineage: Eukaryota; Metazoa; Mollusca; Bivalvia; Myida; Dreissenidae
Exons: 5
Coding region: 298-1899 (533 amino acids)
Source: RefSeq, a predicted model, not a curated record